Molecule: messenger RNA, 3792 nt
Organism: Penicillium diatomitis
Lineage: Eukaryota; Fungi; Ascomycota; Eurotiomycetes; Eurotiales; Aspergillaceae
Exons: 5
Coding region: 1-3792 (1263 amino acids)
Biological process (GO): triglyceride catabolic process
Cellular component (GO): cytosol; membrane
Molecular function (GO): sterol ester esterase activity; triacylglycerol lipase activity
Source: RefSeq, a predicted model, not a curated record
AUGUCUUUUGGCGUUCGAUUUGCCGACUGGCUCCGCGGGAUCUUCCAUGGCGCUGAUGCUCGUGUGUGUGUAGCUUUUUGGCUAUUUGGCCUGAUCAACAAUGUUCUAUACGUGAUUCUUCUCUCUGCAGCGCUGGACCUGGUUGGCCCAGAUGUCCCUAAGGGCGUUGUCCUUUUGGCAGACAUCAUCCCUUCCUUCGGUACCAAGCUCAUCGCCCCAUACUUUAUACAUUUCGUGCCCUACUCGAUACGGGUGAUCGUGUUCGUCUUUUUAUCAGUUUUGGGAAUGCUGGUCGUUGCGACAAGCCCAAGCUAUACGAAUGGAGGAACAAUCGGCAUGAAAAUUGCUGGCAUCGUGCUUGCGAGUCUGUCCGCAGGUGGCGGCGAGCUCAGUUUUGUCGGAUUGACCCAUUUCUAUGGACCAUUUAGUCUAGCAGCAUGGGGAAGUGGUACAGGAGCUGCUGGUCUGAUCGGGGCGGGUGCUUAUGCUCUGGCGACCUCGACGCUCAAUUUCUCCGUGCAAGCUACAUUGUUAGCAUCUGCCAUUCUUCCGGCUCUUAUGGCGUUCAGCUUUUUCGUGGUCCUGCCUGGCGGCGCUAUGCAGAUGGAUACCUCUGCUGCACAUGGGUACCGUUCCACAGCGCAGGAGGAGGACACGAUGGACGAAUCUCCGCAUGCAGACGGUCGCGAGGCCGAUUCUGACGAGGAAGAAAGGCCACUGAGAGACCCUGUCCAUGCGGUGGAUGCUUACAAGCCUGUUCACGUCAGAGGAUCGACAACAUGGUGGAGUCAAUUUCGCUUGAACUUUGCACUGCUUCAGGGACUAUUCAUCCCCUUCAUGCUGCCAUUGCUUCUCGUGUAUGUCGCCGAAUACGUGAUCAACCAAGGAGUCAGCCCCACCUUACUCUUUCCACUGGACCGUACGCCAUUUGAAAACUUCCGCGCCUUCUACCCAGCCUACAAUGCCAUUUACCAAGCCGGCGUGUUCAUCUCGAGGUCUUCGACGCCGUUCUUCCGCGUGCACCAUCUAUACAUACCCUCUUUCCUCCAAAUCGUCAACCUUGUUUUGCUGACUGUCCACGCAAUGUUCGAUUUCAUUCCUAACGUCUAUGUAGUGUUCGUGAUCAUAUUCUGGGAAGGUUUGCUGGGUGGACUGGUCUAUGUGAAUACCUUUGCAGAGAUUGCCGACCGAGUCCCUAAACAGGAUCGCGAAUUCUCACUCGGUGCCACGACAGUGAGUGAUUCUGCGGGUAUCUGUAUUGCCGGCUUUUUGAGUAUGCCAUGGGAGGUUCUCCUGUGUCGCUGGCAAGUGAGUCACGGACGGGACUUUUGUCGACAGACAUCACGUUCUAGGAAGACCGUCGACUCGAUUUCGCAAGAUCCAAGUUUUUGCCGUCGUUUCGUUCUGGUCUCUCUAUCUGCUCAAUUUAGGGCCGACAAGCAUGGACCGCCCUUUGUUCGUUCUAUCUCAUCUCGCUUGUCAGGGAAGCUGACCAGUUGGCAAACCACCGUGAUCAUCUUUCUGUGGCUUUACGUGAGCCGCAAUUUUGCCAAAAUCGUGGGUCUUGAAUGCCCCGAGCCUCUGGCAAAUCUUUACUCUCGAUCGUUUUUCCGAGCAACAUGGAUCACGACGGGGCUCGAUGCCGGAUUCUGGACGGCUAUGAAAAUCAAGCCCAAAUGGCUGCGUGACUUGGCAUCGCUCAUAUUUACAGUGUACUAUUUGAUCGCGGCGGAGCAGGCAGAUGAAAAGGUUCGCCGGGUCAGGGGAACGCUCACCCUGGAGCAUCUUCGGGUAUCGUGGAACAAAGCUACGACGCCCUAUCUUUGGUUUCUAGCCAACUUACUGCGCCCGCGCCUGACUAACUAUGGUCCGCGAGCUAUUCGCAUCCCGCGCCCCAAGCAAUCGGCGUAUACCGAGCCGGUCAAUGCUUGGAUGUAUUUUGACGGACCGCUGAGUGCUCUCAAAAGCCAGACAUGUGUUGUCUUGGAUGUGCCCGGAGGAGGGUUCGUGGCGAUGGGACCCCGUCAUUCAGAGGACAAAUUACUUUCGUGGGCAGGCAAAUUGAAGGUUCCCAUUCUGAGUAUCGACUAUCGAAAGGCUCCUGAGUAUGCCUAUCCCUACGCGCUUCAUGAAUGUUUCGACGUUUACCACACCAUCAUGGCCACCAACGGUCGCUGUUUGGGGCUGAACGGUUCCACGCGUCCUCGCGUUGUGGUGACUGGAGAGAGUGCGGGAGGAAAUCUGGCAGUUGGUAUGACCCUGAUGGUCUUGCAGUCGGCAAUGACGCAGGGCUGGCAAGGGGACAACGUCCUACCUCGUCCCGACGGGGUUGUUCUGGCUUACCCGGCUCUGAAUGUGAAGGUUGAAAGCUGGAUGACAGAUGAGCAAAUGUCGCUGAUCCAAGACAAGAGUUGUCGGCAGACGAACAAUAGCGUCUUGCAGCGAAAGCAAGACCAGUAUCGCAAGCUCACGCCAUACACCUCUCCCGGUCAUUCUGUCGAGAACCUGACGGCUCUCACGGCGAAUGGGAGCAAGAAACCGGCCGAGGAACAUGCAAGUCAAUCAGAGGUGAGAGAGAGUGACAUCGCGACCGAGACCAUCAAGGCUCUGCAUGACAAAUUCCAGAAGAGUGACCGGGUGGCUGGUGACACUGCCCCCGAGCCAGUCCGUCACGCCAACCCGCUCAAGACUCGACUGGCCGUCUCGUCGAUGAUUUCAUACGUUCACGAUCGAAUUCUCACGCCUGAGAUGAUGCGGGCCAUGAUUAUACUCUAUAUCGGUCCGCACCAUAGGCCCGAUUUCAACACGGAUUUUUACUUGUCCCCUGUUCUCGCGCCAGACGCUCUGUUGGCCCAAUUCCCUAAGAUUUAUAUCUUGACUGGCGAACGAGAUCCACUCGUGGACGAUACCGUCAUCUUUGCUGGACGAUUGAGACAAGCCAAACUCCAGCGUUUCCACGAGCGGCAAGAAUUGGGAUUAGAGAAAUCGACUCGCCAGUUCAAUGAAAAAGACCACGUUGAAGUUUCGCUCAUUCCGGGGGUGUCGCAUGGGUUCAUUCAGAUGGCUGGGUUCUUCCCCGAGGCGUGGAAGUACAUCAACCGUAGUGCGCAGUGGAUUGAGGGCUUGCUGGACAGCACGAACCUACAAAGAGAUGAAUACAGCCUUCUCCAGCUCUCCAACAUGUCGAGCUCGAAGCUAUCCAGACGCGGCCUUCAUAUCAACGGGCACGGAAGCGGCAACAGCAUCGACAAGAACAAUAGUGGUCCAACAGCCCACCACCAUCACCGAAAUCUGACUGGAGAAUCAUCCGCCGACGAAGAUCGCCCAUUGGAAAUGAGUAUGAGCAAGAUCAAUGCUCCAGCAGCGGUACUGCCCCCAAUGCCUCCGCCCGGGGUACCUAACGGGUCUCGGCCCAAGUCUCGAUCCCCCUCAGCAUCAACAACAGUAUCGGAGGUACCCCUCCGUCGCAGAAGAUCCAAAUCCUCCUUGGCCUCUUCUCAUCUCCAAGGUCUGACUACCCUCGGACACCAGGAAUCUCGCAACGUGCGUGAAUUCCGCGCCAAGUUGAAGCAAUUGGAGAUGAGUCGCGGCCACGGUGAACAAUCUGAUUUUCCCGAGGGGAUUACUAGUGUACCGGAGACCCCUGCGACAAUGAGAUCGGGGUUGGGGCGCGGUCGAAGUAGAAGUAUCACCUCGCUGGAUAGCGAAGAAGAUAUUCUGGAUCGGAGGAUGAAUGGACUUGCAAGUGGAUUGAUGGGGAUGGGUGACGGGGCGAAGACGCCUGGAUCAUGA